Molecule: messenger RNA, 2628 nt
Organism: Diprion similis
Lineage: Eukaryota; Metazoa; Arthropoda; Insecta; Hymenoptera; Diprionidae
Exons: 2
Coding region: 407-1336 (309 amino acids)
Source: RefSeq, a predicted model, not a curated record
UAUAUAUACAUAUGUAUUAAAAUUAACAAAGUGGCGAAAGUAUUUACACACUGCGUGUACCAAGUGAUGACGUCAUAACGCCUGUUCUGAUUUCGUUUGCAUUCUUCGAUAAGGCAAACGAUAUUUAAAAACCAAAAAAAAAAAAUCAAGUAAAAUACUAAACCAAUAGUAAUAAUAAUAAUAAUAAUAAACAAUUAUAGAGAAAGAAGGUGAAAAAGAACUGUUUGUGUAUCGUUGCGCAUUGCGUUGUACGCGUAUAAUUUUUUAAAAGGACAAAGCAAGUGUUUUAUCCUCCGUUGCUGCAUUUGUGUGGUGGGUCUCUAUUCAAAUAUCCCAACUGUAUUGUCAACGAAGCUGCUCUGCUGCUAUAAUUGUGGCUGUGGAACAACUUGAUAUAGGCGUUAAGAUGAGACUUGAAGAAGAUUUGGUUAUACGGCGAAGUCGUCCUACAAUGAUUUCGGCGAAAUAUCGAGCUCGCGAGGAACGUCGUCGUUUGUUGAAGAUAUCAGCUGGUAAACUGCGACGUAUAGAAGAUCCGGAAGCGAGUCUUUGUCGAUCUGUAUUGAUCAAUAAUGCGGUCAGAAGAUUGCAGAGGGAAAAUCGUGAUGAGAAAUCGAGGAGCUACGGGUUGUCUGUUACUUACUUGGAUGAUUCAUCGAAGGAAAAUAGCCUGCAUGGAAAUAUGAAUAUAGAUAAUAUAGAGAAUGAUGUGUUGCAAAGGAAACGGUUGGGCGACGAUGACCAGGAUAUGACCAUUAGCCACAAUUCAAGUCCGAAGAAACAACGCCACGACGAUUUGGAUUUCCAAGACGAUGUUUUUAGCGAUUUUUACAUCCUGCCACCGACGCCUAGACUCUUAUCUCAUAUCGAUGACGUUGUGAUACCUCAGGUUGAUAGUAUAAACGAUGUUUCGAUUAAUAACGGUAUGGACAUUGUUGAAAACCGUUUGAACAUUAACAUUGACUCGUUAAACCCUACUAAAAGCCGACUAAGCUUGUCUGACAGCAGUAGUUUAUUCCUAAACGAUAUUGCCGAAAGUUCUUUGAACUGUAACGAGAACCUAUUGAGGACAUCGGACAGCCGAUUAUUCUCCACAGAAUCUGCUAUGAUGGAUGUUACCACGGACGGUCAUGACGUAUGCGACGGCGAGAGGAUCACAGAAUUUUCAAGGUUCUCCGAAUCCGCGAAAACCCUCGAAGAGCGGCUCGUCGACCUUCAAUCCCUCGACGAACAUUACGACUUGUCAAAGUUUGAACGCAACAACAAUCAAAGCUGCGGCCGAGCCUUCCACGAUAUACAAACAUUUCAUAGUCUCGUACCAGGUUUAGAAACAUAGGAAAAAUAACACAAUACAUAAAUUUUAUAUAUAUAUAUAUACAUAUAUGUACAUGUAUGUGUGUGUGUAUAUAUAUAUAUAAUUUUUAUCUACAUGUAAUGAUAAGUAUAAUAAUUAUAAUCACAGUUGUAUUCAAACUGUAUACAUAUUAUACAAAGUUGAUACAAAAAGGGUUGUUGUUCCGACGAGGAGUAUAGUUUCUCUGUGCAAUCGAAAUGCUUUUUUUUUUCCUAUUUUCCUUUGAUAGGUCGUUCUUUUUUCAAUUCUUUACUCAAAACUAGUUGAAAUAUUCAUGCAAUGGCAAUUCGGAUAUUACUAUACAUACGUUAUCUCUCUAUAUUUCGGUUAGACUUUUUUUUUUCUCUUCUGAUUAAUCAGUUUUACAUAUAAUAUUACGCAUGGCGAAGCGUACAUAUAACGCGCACAAAGAGAAGAAAGCAAGAGGGGAAACCAAACCAUUUGUACGAAGCAAACUUGUAGGUUGCGUUAGAAUUUUCGUUUACUUGAUUCUUUUGUAAAUUUAUUUUAUUUAAAAUAAAAUCAUGCCCGUCCAUUGGCAUGGUAGUUUCCUUGCAAGCUAUGACUUCUCUGGUAUAAACAAUUGUACACGUGUAUACUUUACCUACACAUAUUGUUUGUAUAUAAAUAUAUUAUAUAUAUUAAAACAAAACGAAAACAAAAACACACAAAAAAAAUAAAAUAAAAUAAAAAAAAAAUCGAAAAUACUUUUUUAAAUCAUGUUGACACACAAAAUGUAUAUUAGAAUAUUGAUGAGUGAAUGGGAAAAAAUUUACGAAUGAGGGAAGAAUAUAAGGCUAAUUCAGUAAGACCACGUUGUACAUAAAUAAAUAUAACGCUUCUUAAAUAUUUCGAUUCAUUUUAAACAAUACCAUCUAAUAGACCUAGGAUUAUGUUUAAUAUUGUUGUCUGUAUUGUUCCAUUAAUUUUAACGUUAACUCAUUAAUUAUUUCCAGAAUGUAUUUGAAAUUUAUGUCAAAUUUUUUCGUUUGUUCUAGAAAGUGUAGUAUUGAAUUACAUAUUUGAAUUUAUUGAUCGUUUUUUUAAUCAAUUUAUCGGUUGGUAUUUUCUCUUUAUUUUUUCUCGUGCACCUAGAAUUGCUUGUCUUUUUUUAUUUAUACUAAUAUCAUCUGAUAAAAUGGCAUGCGGCCGAGUACUAAGAGCUGAAUAGAUAUGUAUUCUGUUAUCUCGCGAAUAAAACAAAAAAACAUUUGGAUUCAAUGAAUCGCAUGUAUUUAAUACGAAAAAUUUUGUACUUAAGAGUUGCAAAUUAU